AUGUUCUCCCGAAUACCAAGACUUCUAGUCCGUCCGUCCGCAAAUCUCAAUCAUAAUCUGAGUCGUCGUCUUGCCAAUGCCAAUGUCAAUGUCAAUGUCAGCGGCGAUGUCUCAAGAGUCGUCGUCAAAGUCGUCGUCCCCCACGGGCUUCCGCGGCCCUCGACUUCUGUUUCGAGACUUUAUAGCUCGACUACGACCACUCCGUCGACAGGAAAACGCCCCGUGGACGCCAAAGUAGAAGAUCUGUCUGAGCUGUAUGCUUCAGCCAAGGAUGAGUUUGAGAUUGCUGUUGAGGAAACCUCAAAGAAUACAAUCUAUGCGAGAGACGAUAGGGAAACCGCACGUGAGGAAUUCGAGAAGUUUAGGUUGGCGUACGAGGAGGCUGUUGCGGGGAGUUCUGAGGAGGAAGGUUUGGAGAUUAGAAGGCGGGUCGGACAGAGGUUGAGGGAGAUGGAAAACGCGAUGGAGGCUUUGAGUCAGGCCGAUAAUGAAGAGCAUUAG
Molecule: messenger RNA, 501 nt
Organism: Orbilia oligospora ATCC 24927
Lineage: Eukaryota; Fungi; Ascomycota; Orbiliomycetes; Orbiliales; Orbiliaceae
Exons: 2
Coding region: 1-501 (166 amino acids)
Source: RefSeq, a predicted model, not a curated record